Lytechinus variegatus (green sea urchin) is the source of this 5685-nucleotide messenger RNA. It is a transcript of the gene lrpprc, whose product is annotated as leucine-rich PPR motif-containing protein, mitochondrial-like. The coding region runs from base 38 to 4255 and encodes 1405 amino acids. The transcript is spliced from 37 exons. Gene Ontology annotation, molecular function: protein binding. The record is from RefSeq and is a predicted model, not a curated record. NCBI's taxonomy places the organism in Eukaryota, Metazoa, Echinodermata, Echinoidea, Temnopleuroida, Toxopneustidae.
ACUACAGUCACACACGUGCGCGAAGCAAAAUAGCAAAAUGGCAUCCGCUCUUCGGUUUUCCAGAUUAUUACCCUUAGCCGCAAGAAUUGCAGCUAGGUCAAGUCUUCAACGUUCUGUUCGAAUCAUACCUGCGAGGACAUUAGAUGACUCUAUUGGGAGAAAUUUGGGAACUUCUAACCUGCAAUGUCUUUCAGCGGCAAUAUCCAGGUUUCAGUCAAUCUCUGCCGAGUCGGCUGAACAACCUGAUUCCAUGGAGACCGCUCAGCCAAUCAGAUCAGACAAUGAAUUCAGAAUGGUUCUCAGAAGAUUAGACGAUAUGGUCAGAAGAACAGGACGAAUCACCAAAGCUCAGUUGAUCCUUGUAUUUGAUGAAAUUUGCAAAUUAGGUGCUGCUAAGCCAAACCAGGCCCUGCUACUCAUCAGAAGCUGUGGGUCACUCUUGCCAGAGGUAGCCCUUGAAGAGAGGACAGCACUUGUCUCCAGUAUAUGGGAUAAACUUAAAGAGCUAGGAACUACCUUUGAUGUCACCCAUUACAAUGCCCUACUCCGGGUUUAUCUUCAAAAUGAGCAUAAAUUCUCCCCAACUGACUUCUUGGCUCAAAUGGAACAACAUGGCAUAGAUCCAAACAGGAUUACCUACCAGAGAUUAAUCAGUGCAUACUGCCUGCAAGGUGAUAUCCAGGGAGCUACCAAGAUCCUGGAGUUCAUGAAGUCUAAGGAUCUUCCUGUUACAGAGGGCAUCUUUAAUUCCCUCAUCACAGGACAUGGAAGAGCAGGAGAUCUUGAUAAUGCACAGAACAUAUUGAAUGUAAUGAGGAGCGUUGGUCUAGAGCCUAGUGCUGAUACCUAUACUGCACUUAUGUGUGCUUACGCUGAAAAAGGAGACAUUGAAAACAUCAACAAGCUGACACAGGAAUUGGAAUCGGAGAAUGUAAAUCUUUCAGGAAGAUGUUUCCUGAGUGUAGCAUACAGUCUUGCUACAUAUGGACAUAGUGAGCAUCUCCCACAGAUCCUAGAGAAAGUACAACUCAAUGCAGGAUAUAUCCCUGAUGCUAUUAACCUUUCAUUGAGUCUGAUGACCAAAGGACACAACGAUGCAGCAUUUGUAGUUCUCAAGAUGUUUCAGGGAUUGAGAGUAGAAAACUCUGCAGAGCCACAGAACCAAGGAAACUUCUUCAUCGAUCAUGCAGUCCAAAUACAACUACCUCAUGAAACCUUAUUUGGACACUUGGAUGAGCUAAUCUCAACAGGCCUCCAUUCAUCACCGUACAUUGUAGCACUUCAUUCUGCUCUCAGGAAAGUGAAGGAUAAUAAAGAUUAUGCUUUUGGAAUCAUAAGAAGGAUGCUUGAACUUGAUAUUCCAGUUAGACCUCACUACUUCUGGCCAAUAUUUGCAAGAGAUUCGGCUGCCAAUGACAAAGAAGGUAUCAUGAAUACAUUGAAACAGAUGGGUGAGAUGGGUGUUGAGGCCAGCAGUGAUACCUUCACCAGGUUUGUCUUUCCAUGUCUUGGAGGAACACUAACAGACAUCAAGGCAACAAUCAAUGAGCUUGGUAUAUCAGUUGACAAGUUUCUUGUCAUUGCCAUGGCAAGGAAUGAAGUCAAACAGCAGAGAUUAGAUAGUGUUGUUCAGCUCAUUGAAGAAUACAGAGAUUUUGUUGAUGUUCCUCUCAUUCGAGCUGGUCUGGUUUCCUGCUUCAGCAAAAAUCCUCAACCAGAGCAAAUGGUAAAAAUCUGCAAACAUUUUGUUGAAUCUCAUCAAGACCUUGAGGACAAUAACGUUACUAAAGAAGACCAGCUUGGAAGUUUCUUGUAUGAUAUUGUCUCUAGUAUUCCAGUGAACAAAGCUACACAGUUGAAACCUGAUCUUAAUCUGUUACUCAGAAGCCUUGCAAGAGAGGGUUUGUUUAUCAGUGGACCAAGAUAUCGUGGAAUUAGGAAUCAGUUGGAUCGGAUCAAGCUUUCCAUGCUAAAAUCAGCUGCUCUCAAACUCUUAGACCCUACUGAGAUACAGAAGGAUCGUGUUGCUAACUUUGAUGUUCUCCCUGGUGAGGAGGUAUCCCUUGAGGAGCUGGAGAACCAUCUAGUGGAGCUGAGGGAGAAAGGAGGUAAUCUGAGAGGGAUCCUUAGGAGACUCAUCUUGGUCCAUACUACAAAUAAUAAUUUUGAACGAUCAAUGGAGUUAAAGAAGGAGUUUGAUGAGGCUGGUUAUGAACCAACAGGGGCCAUCUUUGCCUGUCUUAUCAAUGUGUGCUGUAACCAAGGCAAAUGGACUGAAGCUAUGGAACUGAAAGAUCAACUGCACAAGUUUGAUCCAAGUUUCAAGUUAGACAUCUCCAAGUAUCGCUAUCUGAUCUGCUACCUGGCUAAGAAUAAUCAACUCCCAGAUGCAUUGAGCAUGGUACACGAAAUGAAAGAACUUGCCGUUGAAACGGAUCGGAUGGAGAAGCAAACGUUUCAUAUGCUGAAUGAACUAGCAUCUGAAGGACUUACUGAAGAGGUGGAACGCAUCUUUGAGACGAUGGUGGAGCUUGAUCUUGUGAAGCCUAAUAAUAACCUUGUGGGACCCAUUGUCAGUGCAUACAUGGCCAAGAAUGAUUUGGAAGGAGCAUUGGCAUGUAUCCGAGACUGCCAAGCGAAAUACAGCAUCAUGCCUCACUUUCAAGAUGUCUUGGUUCGUCUGGUAGAAGAGGGCCAUACAGACCAGCUUCAAAGAGCAAUGGACUUUGCAAGCCAGCAGCAUGGUGAUAUUAACAUGCUGUAUGACCUCAUCUUUGCAUUCUGCACUUCAGGAAAAUACAAAGAAGCAAUGAAACUCAUUGAGACCCCUGGUAUGAUUGCAAAGAACAAGCGUAUCCAAUGGUAUGCUGAACGUUGUAUCGGAGCUAACAAUGUGGAGGCACUGCAACAACUGACGGCCAUCACCAAAGACCUGUAUGCCUGUGAUAGGGACCAGAUGUACUUCUAUCUUAUUCAGUUGCACACUCGUAAUAAUGAUGUUGAUAAAUGUCUUGAAGUAUGGACUACUAUGCAAGAGGAAGGUGUGGUACCUAGAGACAGAACAAUGCGUUAUCUUGCCAAUGUACUACGAUCAUAUGACAGACCUGUACCAUUCGAUGUCCCAAAGCUCACUGCUGAACAGCUUGACAAUCAAGAACUAAACACCACUGACAAGAUAGAUCGCAUCUUAAAAGCAGGAAAUAUUGAAGGGGCAGAGGAGCUUUUGAAGGAAUCUCUUGCGAGUGGGAAGGAUGUUGGUUCUGGUGUCUUUGAUAGGGUCAUUUUUGAGAUGCUCAAGUUAGGUCGUAUUGAUGAUGCUCUCACUGUCAAAGAUUUAGGUGAGAAAUCGUGUGACUUUAAGAUGUCCAUCAUACUAACCAACAAACUUCUCAUUGAGUAUGUCAAGAAAGGAGAUAUAGAAAAUGCAGAAAGGUUACUAGACCAGACGUUAGAAUCAGGGGAGGUCCCCAGACCAUCAGGAAUCAGGAUGCUGUGUGAGAGAUAUGAACAAGAUGGACUCUUAGAUACGCUCCUAGCUUUGAAGGAAAAAUAUGAGGAGAGAACGCAGUCUCGCUUCCCUAUCGGCAAAUCGGUCCUUGGAGCUUAUAUUGUGAAGGGUGAUGUAGAAGGUGCAGUGUCGUACAUAGAGAAGGAGCUUGAGGAGGAUCCUAAGAGGUCAAGACGGAUUGGUAUGAGGUCAUUCUUUGGUAAACUUCUUCAAAAGGGCCAGCCAUUGGAUGAGGUGUAUGCAAUGGUGGAUAGAUUAGCAGCUAAAGAUAUAGAAGGACCAGCAUGGCAGCUUCUCUACUCACAUCUAGACAAUGGCAAGACAGAAGGAGCCAAAGAUGUCAUUCAGAGAUAUGAUGUUAUCAGAGAGAAGUCCUCAGGUUUAAUAGGAUAUGCUAUAGAGAUGGUAGGAUCAGACAGUGAUGUGGAGGAGAAGAUUGAGCAAGUCUUAGAAAUCACCAAAGACCAGGAUUAUCUUGAUAGAUCAAAGAUCUACUUCUAUUUACUCAAAGCACAUGAUAACCAGAACAACUAUCAGGGUGGUUUGAUGGUGAAACAGAGGAUGGAAGAAGAAGGCCUACACAUGAGUGAUUUCAUGCUCAAGAGACUAGCUUUAUUACUCACCAAGACUGGUCAACCAAUCCCAUUUGAUGAACCACCAAACCCCAUCUCAUUCUACAGAGAGAAGCUGAGACUGGAAGGAAAAGACAACUUACCUGAGAUCAAAAUCGUUGACGAGGAGAGCUGAUGUUAAAAUUGAUUUAAAAUGAACUCUAUAUUCUAUCUGGAUCAAAAAGAAGAACAUGAUGAUGGAGCGUGACAGGAGACAGAGAGGGUCAGCUACGGGGCACCUUUUCAGCGACGAAUGGUUGAUUCUACCUAAUGCCAGGGGUGGUUGAAGUAGAAAGAGAUUUAUAGAUUGUUUUUAUGAUUUUGUAUGUUUUAUACAUCAAGAGUAGUUUGAGAUUUAUUUAUUAUAUUGUGAUUUAGCAUUGCAGUACUUAGGAUGUUGAACUUGUCUUUUGUACCCAUGGUAAUUUUAUUCAUGCUGAAGAAUUCCAUGCGAUUGUUUAGCAAAAAAUUCACAGGUGAGGUUGUCUUAGUCAUGCAGUGCACAGAGGGUUGUUUACAAUGACACAAGUGCAAAGUGUCAGUGUUUAGGGCUUUUGCACUUCAUUAUGAAUACCUGAAAUACUAUAAUUACCAUUGACAUCACAAACCUUACCUGUGCAUUAUUUGUUUUUUUAAAUAGGUUGGCACAGUUUGAAUUCAAAGGGUGAAAAUAUAUGGUUCAAAACCCCUCCAAUUUCUAAAGAUUGCACAGAAUAAGAGACAACCAUCUGUUUUCUAUUAUGACAUCACAAAUAUAGCCUUAAAAUAUGAUAUACGCCUCGAUGGGCACACCGUUCCUUCUCUUAGAUAGAAGUUGCAUACAAAAUGCUCAAAUGUCGCACCCAAAAUGCACAUCUGGAGGGUUGACUAGAAUUGAAACAACAUGCGAUUGCCUAUGCAUUGGCUACUUGCUCCAUCUGUUUUUAUAGGAAAUUGUUAAGAAAAGUUGGAGUCAUGCCUAUUCAACAUAAAAUACCCGAAAAGUAAUUACGGUGAGUUUCAGUAGACCAUCAAACUACACAACUCUGAUAUAUUAGGUUGAAAUAAAUUAUGAUGUAGAUAGUUUGUACUCUCUGGAAUAUCAAAAAUAUCUGUAUAUACGAUAUCUUUAUACAAAGUUUCCACUGUGGCAUUAGAUGCAGUACUGAUAUACAACAUGCAUUUCUUCUAUUUGCAGAGUUACCUAGGUGUAUUUGAUUCUAAUUCAGUUCAUGUGUUUUUUGUAAGCAUUUCUCAAAUUGUCUCAUGAAUAAUGUGAUCAAUCACCGUAAUAAUAAUAAUGAUAACAAUAACAGGCAUUUAUAUAGCGCCAUCUAUCUUUAAAUAAUCUAUUCCGAAGACCAAAUGUUACUUUUGGGAUGAUGAAUCAGAGGACAGUUAUAUAAAUCAAUACUUUUCUUGAUUUAGACAGACAGAUAUCAUUGGUUACAUAGGCAAUUCAAUACGUUGGGACACAAUUUAUUAAUUGUGUACUCCUUCAUUGCUGUGUUGAAUUAGUGGAUAAUGUGAUCCCAUUCAUGCAUUAAAUCCUGUGGAGUCGAGGUCUACAAAGUGAACUAGUGAACC